Messenger RNA from Microdochium trichocladiopsis, 886 nucleotides. RefSeq names its product acyl-CoA N-acyltransferase. Gene Ontology annotation, molecular function: protein N-terminal-serine acetyltransferase activity; histone H2A acetyltransferase activity; histone H4 acetyltransferase activity. Lineage: Eukaryota; Fungi; Ascomycota; Sordariomycetes; Xylariales; Microdochiaceae. The coding region runs from base 89 to 790 and encodes 233 amino acids. Gene Ontology annotation, cellular component: nucleus. The transcript is spliced from 3 exons. The record is from RefSeq and is a predicted model, not a curated record.
UCCCUCACCUUGUGUACAAAUUCUGUUUAUGGUUGUCCGAUACAAACCACGUUGGAAGUGGUACUUUAGCAGACUCGCAAGUGGUUAGAUGGCAGAUUUGAACCAGCCACGCGUCAAGAGGCGACGCGUUGCUGAGAACCCAAUCAAAACCGUGAACAACAAGGACGACCAAACCUUCAUCUCACAUCAUUUGCGGCCAAGCUCACCGAGUUGGACGUCCUGGGUGCAUCCCAAAACCAGUUCCUCGUACUCGCUUUCCCUCAAAAGCGCAGGCAAUCUCUCAAAAACAGAGCUCCAGGCAUGUUUCGAUCUCGUGGAGGAAACUAGCAGAGCAGACUACGAGCCCUCCUCUAUUGGCUGGAUACCAAGCCGCAAGAAAGCCGAGAUGAAGUCUCCUGAGCUCAAGUACAUCCUGGUCAAGGAUGGAGAAGCCAAUCUGUGCGGGUUCACCUCACUUAUGCCGACAUGGGAAGAAGGUCAGCCUGUAGUUUAUUGCUAUGAGAUCCAUCUCAAGGCUGAACUCCGAGGGACCGGUCUUGCUCAACAACUCAUUGGUUACCACGAAAAAGUGGCAGCGAACACCUCGCCGAUUGAAAAAGUCAUGCUCACAUGUUUCUUGAGCAAUAAGAGUGCGCUCAAGUUUUACGGCAAACUGGGAUUCACGAAGGAUGAUAUAUCGCCUGGGCCUCGAACAUUGCGCGGCGGCAAGAUCAUUGAGCCAGACUAUGUCAUCCUCAGCAAGGAAGUGGCCAGGCGUAGCAAUACUGAGUCCAAUGAGCCAGCUUCAUGAAUUUGGGCGAGUUGCAUACCAAGCCCAGAUUGAUAAUAUUGAAUCUCCUUACUUCGGGCAACCGAGACCGACCUUGCUAUUCAUCAGCACUCGACU